AUGGAGAGUUCGUUUUUCGAAUAUCGUGACGCAACAGCAGUAGAAGAUGAGUCUGACACAGAAAUAAUUGAUAACAGUUUGAUUGACGAUCAAUCUUUUUCGACUACAAAGAAACCUGGAAUUAAAAAUCAUACUCUAUAUAUUGCUGAAUCUGAAGACGAUACCGAUGAAGAUGCUAAGGAUCGAAGAUUUUUGUCAGUGUCCGUCACUAGAAGUAGUGUGGAGGCAACGACCCUUAUAUCAAGUAGUGAUGAUGAUAAAAGAGGCUGUAUUCGAAGUCAGUCAGCAACUUCAAACAAAGAACUUGCUUGUUCAUCUGAUGAAGAAUUGUCACCGGAAAUCGUACCACGCCGGCGGCCAAACAAUGCGCAAAGAAGAUCGUCGCUACUUUUUAUUGGUCGGAAAAACAGGAAACGCAUGAUUUUAACAGACUCUGAUACAGAGAAUUCAAUAAUCAUCGAACAUGACAAGAAUAGGAAACACGCAUGUUUAAAAGAUACACCUGCUAAGAUAAAUAGUAGAAUAUUAGCUAAGGCUAUAGCUGACGGAACAAAAAAGGCUGAUGAUAGUUGUCACAAUAGUUGCGAUACUGGUGAUGAUCAAGUUGAAAGUGGUAAUGUUAGUAAAAAUUCCUCUGACGAUGAAGAAGAAAAUAUUCCCCAAAAGGCUGAUAUGAGUCAUUGUAGUAAAGAAUUUAGUGAAAAUUCCAGUGAUGAACAUGUUGAUUGUGACAAAGAAAGCCAUAACGUAAGUAGUAGCGAUCGAAAACAAUCCGACAUACGAGAAAGCUCUGGCGAAGUAUGCAACAAUGAAAAGCCUAAAUCCGAUGCAUCAGAAUACAGUGAAGCUGAUGAAAGCGACGAACUAGAUGAGGAUCAGAUGGUGAUGUCUCGAGCUACGCGGAUGAGUAUAAUGGGUUUUGUACCUAAAGAGAGUCCCAGUGACGAAUCGGACUUCAUUCAGUCUGAUGAUAAUUCUAAUUCACGGCCAAACUCCGCAAACAGCUUGACAGAUUUACCAGACGUAAGUGUCUCCUUGCACAAGACACCAGAAAAACUGAAUAAUGAAGAUGACGAUAUCAACGAAUCUAGAAUUAGUUGUUCACCAUUCAGCAGCCCACUAAAGGAUAUAACUAACAACUUUAACGAGUCGUUCAAAAUUGACGAUAAAAACAAAAGUAAUAGAGUUCAAAAUAACAACGAUAUAAUAUGUGACUUGACGCAGAACGAUUCCUUCGAAACCUACGAUUUAACACGAAGUGAAAGCAAUUAUUUAAGCAAUAAAGUGUUCAAUAGAAUGACAGGGAGUGGUAGCAGUUAUAAUGAAAAAGUUAUUGAUGAAGAUUUGACCAUUAUUGACGCAAAGCCGGAAAUUAUUGCGCUUAGCAGCGACGACGAAGAUGAGGUGAAAGAAGAAAAAAAAUCACUAAAGGUGGAAAAAUCGUCGACCAAAAAAGAAGAUACGUCCGCUUCAAAAACGCAGAGAGUGGGCAGUGACAUGAAGCAGUUCCUGCUGCCCCCCAGCUACCCUAACCAGGUGGUGUACGUACAGAAACACGUGCGGGAGAACGAACUUGCCAAACUUAAUGGUCUCCAGGAGGACUUGCAUAAUAUUCGGCAUCUCCUGGAGACCAUGGAUGUAGAUACCUUGCCGGACAGAGGCGUGAAACUGAUAGAAAGGCUGACAGCCCUCGAGCUGGAGGUGAAACGUCAGGGGGACAAGGUCGCUAACAUGGUGGUUGAACCAGAUAAUCCAACGCUCAAAGACGUUGCUCAAGAUGGAUUUAAUGGAGGUGAAAAUAAAGGGCUUUCCUGGGAUGACAUACAAAAGGCCAGUAACGCGGUACAGCCUAGAAUGUUUGGCAAACAAGCGAUGGCAACUCACAUGGCGGAACGGAAUCUGAUACUGGAGCGUCUCCGUGACCUGCACGAGUCCCUGGCGUCCCGGCCCCCAGAGAACGAAUUCGCAGAGAAUCCAGCAGCACUAAAGACGCAGUUGAUGCCCCACCAGCUGCAUGCACUGGCCUGGCUACGUUGGAGGGAGACGCAGCGACCGGCUGGUGGCAUACUAGCGGACGACAUGGGUCUAGGUAAAACUAUCACGAUGAUAGCACUGAUAGCAAUCGAAAAGGAAAGUGACAUGGAUGAUGACGACGACGAGUACGACGAUCAUACUGGAAAGAACAGUUCCAAAUUGAUCCGCGGCGGCACGCUGGUGGUGUGCCCCGCGUCGCUGAUGCAGCAGUGGGCGGGCGAGGUGGCGCAGCACUGCCGGCCGCACGCCGUGUCCGUGUGCCAGCACCACGGCGCCGCCAGGGCGCAGCAGCCGCACCGCCUCGCCACCUACGACCUCGUGCUCACCACCUACAACAUCCUGCUGCGCGAGACUGAGAAGGGCGGCGCUCUGUGCCGCGUGCGCUGGCGGCGCGUGGUGCUGGACGAGGCGCACGCGGUGCGCAACCACAAGAGCCUGACGGCGGCCGCCGUGCUGCCGCGCUCGCUACGCGCUUUCCGCCGCUGGGCGCUCACUGGCACGCCGAUGCACAACCGCGACCUCGACCUCUUCGCGCUGCUGCGCUUCCUCGGCUGCUCGCCCUUCGAUGACCUGCAGAUGUGGAAGAAGUGGAUCGACAACAAGAGCCUGGGCGGACAGGAGCGGCUGAGCACGAUCAUGCGGUGCGUGAUGCUGCGCAGGACCAAGCAGCAGCUGCAGGAGCGUGGCCAGCUGGCCUGCCUGCCGCCUCGAGAUGUACACGAGCGCACCGUUACCCUGGCGCGUGACGAGCUCAACGUCUACCAGAAGUUGUUAGUAUUUUCGAAGACCCUGUUCGCUCAGUUUCUUCACCAGCGCGCGGAGAAGCGAGCCGACGCUGAAGGAUUCCUCCCCUCAGGGAAGGACAGCGCUUACGCUGAAAUGCACAAGAAGAUGAUCAAACUGCAAGGUGCAAAACCAGUAAAAUCUCACGAGAUCUUAGUACUUCUGCUACGGUUGAGGCAAGUUUGCUGCCAUUGCAGUCUCAUAGCGGCCAUACUGAACGAUGAUGAUACAACCGGUGAACAGCUGGAGACGGAUAACGCGGAGAACGAUCUGCUGGAUGAGCUCAACAAACUCGUUCUGGAAGACAAGAAAAAUACCAAGAGAAAGAGCGGUGAAGGCGAGAAGGAGAAGAAGAAAGAGAAGGAGGAGGAAGACGAGGAGGGGACGACGGCCGCAGAGGCCGUGCGCUCGGUGCUGUCGCGCACCAACCCGGUGUUCGACCUGGAGCGGCGCUCCUCCAAGAUCAGCGCCGUCAUGGACUGUCUCAACGAGAACGUCUUCCCUAAUGAAGGCGAGAAAGCGGUGGUGGUGUCUCAGUGGACGGGCGUGCUGCGGCUGGUGGAGCGCGAGUUGAAGCGCGCGGGCGUGCAGUGCGUGACGCUGAGCGGCGACGUGCCCGUAAACGCGCGCGCGCCGCUCGUGCGCGCGCUCAACGACCCCGCCUCGCCCGUGCGGACCAAGCGUUUUGAGUAUGAAGUGGUGUUUGCAGGUUAUGUUACUGUCGCUGUCGGCUGGCGGCGUGGGACUGAACCUGUGCGGCGCCAGCCACCUGCUGCUGCUGGACCCGCACUGGAACCCACAGCUGGAGCAGCAGGCGCAGGACCGCGUGUACCGCGUCGGCCAGGCGCGCCACGUGCAUAUCUACAGGUUGGUACCCGCACUGCUGCUGCUGCUGCUGGACCCGCACUGGAACCCACAGCUGGAGCAGCAGGCGCAGGACCGCGUGUACCGCGUCGGCCAGGCGCGCCACGUGCAUACUACAGGUUGGUACCCGCACUGCUGCUGCUGAGAUCCGCACUGGAACCCACGCUGCAGCAGCAGGCGCAGGGUCGCGUGUACGGCGUCUGCCAGGCGCGCCACGCGCAUAUCUACAGGUUGUUACCCGCACUGCUGCUGCUGCCGCUGCUGGACCCGCACUGUAACCCGCAGCUGGAGCAACGGGCACAGUAUUUGCAUAGCCAUACACGCGAUGUUGUGCCCUUUGUUCUAGCUGCGACUACGAAGAUGCCUGCGCUGGAAGCUACACCUUGA
Messenger RNA from Parnassius apollo (apollo), 4068 nucleotides. The record is from the annotation of a GenBank genome assembly. NCBI's taxonomy places the organism in Eukaryota, Metazoa, Arthropoda, Insecta, Lepidoptera, Papilionidae.